This is a messenger RNA of Rubroshorea leprosula, 719 nucleotides long. Lineage: Eukaryota; Viridiplantae; Streptophyta; Magnoliopsida; Malvales; Dipterocarpaceae. The record is from the annotation of a GenBank genome assembly.
AUACUUUGUGGGCUUGGUUCCUUCCCUGACUGGUUUCAUCUUAGAUGUCCAAGAAUUGCAGAACGAAAAUGGUGAUAUCAGAAAUCAAAGGAAUCAUGAACAGCCUUUCUGUAUGGAUGGAAAGGAAGAAGAAGACAGAAAUGAACAUAAAUAAACCCAAAAUUGAAAGGAUCAAACAAAACUUGGAAACUCAUUUCUGGGAUUUAAAUCAUUCGCACCCGGGAAUUCUGGGAGGGAGUCAAUGGGUUGCGCAUCCUCUACCGUCAGAAGCCGGUGGAGUGCAGUUGCGAUUUGCCGAGAAAGUGAGAGGUGCUGGCACUGGGCUGGUUUCGGUGGUAAUUUGAAGAUGGGUCGAGAGAGUGGUGGUUGGCAGGUGGUGCAUUUUAAUUCCGUAGUAGUGAUUUGUUGUUUGUUCAUUGUUUACCCAAUCUACUGUAUAUUUUUUGGCAAAUGCUCCAUAUUUUAGAAGUUGGUGCAUUGCUCAAGAACAAAGAAACUCGUAGCCAAAUAGUCCAGUCUGUUCUCGAGCUCCCAACUUGUUGUUUUAUAUAAUUAUGUGUCAAAGAAUUAAUGGUGGCAACUUGAGUAUGAAAUAAAUUAAGCACAUGGAUGAAAAAUUCAAGUCAGCAAGUCAAGGUUUCAGCUAAGGAUCUCUUGAACUUGAAGAUCACCCACCUUAUUUCAUGCAUUUUGCUGUUGAAUACAUGUGUGGAACAUUA